Messenger RNA from Hydra vulgaris (swiftwater hydra), 3215 nucleotides. Its product is annotated as lysyl oxidase homolog 2B. The record is from RefSeq and is a predicted model, not a curated record. Gene Ontology annotation, biological process: peptidyl-lysine oxidation. Gene Ontology annotation, cellular component: membrane. Gene Ontology annotation, molecular function: copper ion binding; protein-lysine 6-oxidase activity. Lineage: Eukaryota; Metazoa; Cnidaria; Hydrozoa; Anthoathecata; Hydridae.
UUCUUUUCUAAAGUGAACUGCAAUGACAACACACUAAUAAUUCCUAAACAAAACUUUUUAUCAUCAUAAAAUCAUAUUUUACAUAUAUAACGGUGACAUGAGUAUUUUAUUUUUGCUAGUUGCUUUUUCCUCAGUACUGCUAAACACGUGCGUUAAACUUGAGACUUCCCGAUUGCGACUAUCUGGAAGUAACAAUAGUUACGAAGGAAACGUAGAGGUAUUUUUAGACGGAAAAUGGAAAUAUGUAUGCGACGACAGCUGGGAUCUAAGAGAUGCAAAAGUAGUAUGCCGACAGCUUGGUUUUACGAAAGCAAUUUCUGCUACAGUAAAGUCAGCAUUUUUAGUAGGAAUAAAUGUUUCUUAUUGGCUAGAUGAUGUUCUGUGUUGGGGAAGUGAAUCAGAUUUGUUACAUUGCUGGCAUAGGGGAAUAGGUUCACAUAACUGUAAUGAUUUAAAAGAGAUUGCUGGUGUUAUUUGUUCUACUGUUAUUGAAAAUGACAAAGUUAAACCUUCAGAAAAUAAGAGUGAGAAAUUUAAUAUUCGUUUAAAUGGCAAUGUUGUAGAAGGUUUCAUAUCAUCAGGAUACCUUGAAGUUGAGUAUGAUGGAAAAUGGGGUUUAUUUUAUACUCAGUCGUGGACAUAUGAAAAUGGUCAUGUUUCUUGUGGAAAUCUUGGUUAUUCAGCUGUUGAACAUGAUAAUGUUCAGCAUGAUAAUGUUCUGCGUGGGUUUUAUAUGAAUAGCAGUGAUCAUUUUAAUAUUUGGCAAGCAAAUAUAACUUGUGUUGGUACAGAAUCUACUCUUUAUGAGUGUAAACAUGGUUUUUGGAAAAAUUAUUCUGAUUCUGAAUUUUAUCCUGUUUACUUGACGUGCAAACGAUCAAAAGUUGUUAAAAACCAGCGUUUUGAUGUUGAAUUUAUUGAGGGUCAAACUGUUCGCUUAAGAGCUGGAGUUGUUGGUUCUGAAGGUCGAGUGGAAGUUAAACAUAAGAAUCAAUGGGGAUCAAUUUGUGAUGAUGGGUGGAAUAUUGUGAAUGCCAAUGUUGUUUGUCGACAAUUAGGUUUUGGAACAGCAUUGGAAGCUACUCAUUAUGGAAGCUUUGGUCAGGGAACAGGAAAAAUAUGGUUAGAUCAAGUGAAGUGCAAUGGAACAGAGAGUGACAUAAAAAGUUGUGUACAUUUAGGUUGGGGAGUAGGAGAUUGUGGACAUCAAGAAGAUGCUGGCGUAAAGUGUCACUUUCCUUUAAAUCAAAAGAAUUUGAAGGUUCGUGUUAUUGGAGGGCCACACAAAAGAAUUGGGCGUGUAGAGAUCUUUACAGAUGGCGAGUGGGGUGGUAUUUGUGGAAUGAAAUGGAGUAUACGAGAAGCUGAGGUUACCUGUAGACAAGCAGGUUUAGGUUACGCCAAAAGAGGUUUCACUUCUUCUGAAUAUGGUUUGCAACGCAGAUUGGUAAUGUUCAAUGUGAUGUGUUCAGGAGAUGAAAUGGCUUUAAACCAAUGUUUUUAUAAAGGAUAUGGUAAAGGAAGAUGUCGAUUCUAUGACAUGGCAUCUGUUGAAUGUUCUGAGACUGCUCCUGAUUUGGUGAUGGAUUUUAAAGAGCUAGAAGACAGUAUUCAUGUUGAAUCUAAGUUUUUAUUAGAACUAUCUUGUGCUUAUGAAGAAAACUGUCUCUCAUCUAGUGCAGCUCGUUUUACAUAUUAUCCAGAACUUUACUCUCGUACUCUGCUCAGGUUUACCUCUUUGUUUUGGAAUCGUGGAACAGCAAAUUUUUUACCCAGUACAGCUAAAAGAGAUUGGAUUUGGCAUGAAUGUCAUGCUCAUUAUCAUUCUCUUGAAAGAUUCUCAGACUAUGAUUUGACAGAUUUAAAAACGGGACUGAAAGUUGCAGAAGGUCACAAAGCAAGUUUUUGUUUGGAAGACAGUAAAUGUGAAGGUGGUGUGAAAAAAGUUUUCAAUUGCACCAAUCGCGGUGAUCAAGGAAUCAGCGUUAAUUGUGGUGAUGUUUAUAAAUCAAACAUUGAUUGCCAAUGGAUUGAUAUUACUGACAUUAAAUACGGAAAAUACAAACUAAGAGUAAUUCUCAAUCCUUUAAGAAACGUUGUAGAGUCAGAUUAUUCCAACAAUAUAGUUACAUGUGAGAUUGAUUUUUUAAGCCAGAGCAAAGUUAACGUCACCUCUAAAUGUGUUAUAGAUGGUUGUGAAAGAAUGUCACACGGUGGAACGGGUGAUGGAGCGUGUUGUAAGUUUCCGUUUGUCUAUAAAAACAGACAGUACAAUCACUGCACUACUGAUGGUUUUAAGGAAAACGUUUUAUGGUGUGCAACAACCAGUAAUUACGAUAAAGAUAAGCUUUGGGGAUUAUGCUAAUAUUUGCGUCAUCUUUCACGUUUUUAGCAACUGCUAUUACCAAGCUAAUCAACUACUCUAAGCUUAGGAACUAUUUUAAUUGGCCAAAAAGAUUUUUUCCAACGGAAGUAACCCAUAGAAAAGAUGUUUUUGUUGAAUAAAUGUGUUGCUCGCAUAUUCGACAUGAAAACAGAUUCUUAAAUUUUCAAUGUCUGUUACUAUGAAUAGUUUAUUACUGAAUCCGACAAAGCUAUGGUACAUUAAUCCAAUUGUUAAACAAAAACAACAUUAAUAUGCAACGUUUAGCAACUUUUUUUGUGAGUUUUACAACUUGAUAAAAAUGUGUGAAUAUCAAGAAUGAAUGAAUGAAUGACAAGUAUGAAUGAAGUAUGAAUGAAGUAUGAAUGAAUAAAUCGCGAGUAUUAAAUUUAAUGAUUUUAGGGGAAAACAAUAAAGCCGUGAUGUUUUCUGUAAAUUAAACAUCAAUAUUUGUCUAUUAAAAUUUAAUUCUUAUGUAAUUUUUUCCAAAUUUGAGUCUUUGUACCGUGAAUUGUUACCGAACUUUUUAUUUUGAGUUCUUAUUUGACAUUCUAAAUUUUGUUUGAUCGCUAGUUGUUGCAACUAGCGAUAAAGUUUUGUUUUGAUUGCGUUUUAUUUUUAUUUUACUUGUUUGCGUUCUUUAAAAUUUUGAUAUAGUGGUAUUAUAUAUUAACUUGAAUGAUUUAAAUAGAUGUAACGUAGCUUAAAGCCAAAUCACAUCCAAGUUGUUUUGAAAGUAAAUUGUACAAAUAUGUAUAAAAACAUGCUUAAAAAGAUUCGGCUUUUUAUAUCUUUUAUUAGAAGAUAUAAAAUGCCAAAAAGUUUAAGAAAA